AUGCAGCUCUUCCAGGUCAUCAAAAGAUCGGCGUUGCUAGCCAUACUUUCUUCUCCAUUCCACGCACAUGCACAAGCAUCCCAGAACGCAGAUGGGCAAGAACUAAGCCCAUACAAUCAGAACCUGACGCUCCGUUUCUUCAAGGAUGGCCACGACGACACGUGUAACUACUACGACUCCCGCGACGCCUUGACCUUCACUACGAGUAGUAUUCCCGUCGUCCCCCACUGUUUCAGUCUUGGAGACCUCUUUGGUGGAAACGCCACGCAGGGCUUUGUGAACCAGACAUGGAACCUCGGUUCUAACAGGUUUGGUGACGAACAAGCGGGUAUAUACUGGACGCUUCUCAACGCCGACAAGUACGACAGAUCAGCAAACUACUCUCGGGUCCUAUACCGCCACCAUGUAGUGCAGGCUUAUGACGACAUAUGGAAGGAGGGCCAUCUCUCAAAUAUGAUGGCUACCGUCUACGGAGGGGAGGACUGCUCUGAACUCGAUCCUAACGAUGACCAAAACUUGCUGAAUUGGUUUGGGUACAGCUUUUCAAUCUUGCCUCAGUCGACCAGAGGUCAGACCGCAAGUGCUGGUUGCAUUCGGAAUUGGGCGCGGCUGUGCAUGGAUUCUCGUCUUCUCGGGCGAUAA
This is a messenger RNA of Alternaria ethzedia, 642 nucleotides long. RefSeq lists its product as uncharacterized. The transcript has 3 exons. Bases 1 to 642 code for a protein of 213 amino acids. NCBI's taxonomy places the organism in Eukaryota, Fungi, Ascomycota, Dothideomycetes, Pleosporales, Pleosporaceae. The record is from RefSeq and is a predicted model, not a curated record.